AGUGCUGGGAUUACAGGCGUGAGCCACCGUGUUCUUAAUGAACUUGAAUUAGAACUUUGGUAUUAUGUUAUGUCUUUACUACUUGUGGUUGAGAGAGACCUUCCCUUCAAAUUUGUUUCACCAGAGGCAUUUUUCAAAGUUUGUUUUUAGUUUUUGGUCAUACUGUAGACAUCUGUGAACUGGAGACUGGCUUGACAUUUCUGGUUGAUUACCAAAGACCCUGGAAAAGUCACCGGGAGAGUGUUCAUUCUUGGCCAUUAUCAACAUGUGUUUUUUGAGUUUAUGGACAUCACCAUCAUUUUUUUUUUCUUUUCCUAGAGAACACUUUAGAGAACCCUGUGUUCUUUUGAACCGGUAUAUAAUUUAGUGACUUUUUAAACUGCCAGGUAAUAUUUGAGAUAAAAUCAACAAUAUAGUAGUAGCAGUACAGUUUAAUCUAACACAAAUAGGAGAGCUUGUUCAAAUUUAGAUAACAUUGGGUCAAUCACAGUAUAUUUAAAAUUAAAUAAUUCUGUGGCAGAAGGCCCAGACCCAGUAAGGAGGCAAUGUCGGAGUCCACCGUGGUACAUGCUUAGCCAUCAGCAAACAGGUUAGGCUUGCCUAGGGAUCAUUUUACAGAGAUUUUAAAAGAUACCUUGUUAAAACAUGAUAUUCUUUACUCCAUAGAUACUUUAGCAUCAGUGAAUUUUAUGGUGGGAAAAAAUAUGAGAGUUUAACCACUGGAGAGAUUUGGCAGUUUCAAUUAAACAAUUGCACCCUUUAAAUUUUAAUUUUGAAAUCAGUGACUGCUGGUGUUUGGAUGUUCCUGUUAAUUUUUCUGGGAAGGUGAUGUGCUUUUGUAUGUCUGAUCUUUUGUUUAAAUGAAAUAUUUGAUCUUGAAGGGUUCUUCCAGCUUAAAAUCUUUGUCUCCUGGGGUUCUGGGGUUUAGUUUUGUGUUUAGGGACAACUGCUCCAAGUUUUAGGUCUUCUGCAGCAUUUAGUAUCUUCUGUAAAGAUGGUUUCUUUCUGAGGCCAACAGAGGCAGUGAGAUGUCUCCUUUUAGUCUGGUCUUGGUCCACUGGAUUCAGAUGGCUUCCAGGAACAGUGAAAACAUGGAUGAUGAUAAGAUAAUAGCUAUUACUUGUUGAACUUAUUAUACAUGACUUGACAUUUUCUUAUCUUCACAGCAAUCUAUACGAUUCAGUUAUUACUCCCUCCAUUUUACAAAUGAAGAAGCCAGGGCACAGAAAAGAUGAACAAUUUGCCAAAGAUCACACAGCUAGUGGUAGUGAAUCCAUAUGUAAGCCUUGAUCUGUCUGGCGCCAAAGCCUGUGCUUGCAACUAUGCGAUGCUGGCUCUAAGUAAGGCCAUCAGCUCUCUGGAAAUUGCCCUUCUGAGACAUUUGGAUAUCAGUAUGAACAACAUUACUCAGUUGCCAGAAGAUGCAUUUAAGAACUUCCCUUUUCUAGAAGAGCUACAAUUGGCUGGCAACGACCUUUCUUUUAUCCACCCAAAGGCCUUGUCUGGGUUGAAAGAACUCAAAGUUCUAACGCUCCAGAACAAUCAGUUGAAAACAGUACCCAGUGAAGCCAUUCGAGGGCUGAGUGCUUUGCAAUCUUUGCGUUUAGAUGCCAACCACAUUACCUCAGUCCCCGAGGACAGUUUUGAAGGGCUUGUUCAGUUACGGCAUCUGUGGCUGGAUGACAACAGCUUGACGGAGGUGCCUGUGCACCCCCUCAGCAAUCUGCCCACCCUACAGGCGCUGACCCUGGCUCUCAACAAGAUCUCAAGCAUACCUGACUUUGCAUUUACCAACCUUUCAAGCCUGGUAGUUCUGCAUCUUCAUAACAAUAAAAUUAAAAGCCUGAGUCAACAUUGUUUUGAUGGACUAGAUAACCUGGAGACAUUGGACUUGAAUUAUAAUAACUUGGGGGAAUUUCCUCAGGCUAUUAAAGCCCUUCCUAGCUUAAAAGAGCUAGGAUUUCAUAGUAAUUCUAUUUCUGUUAUCCCUGAUGGAGCAUUUGAUGGUAAUCCACUCUUAAGAACUAUACAUUUGUAUGAUAAUCCUCUAUCUUUUGUGGGGAACUCUGCAUUUCACAACUUAUCUGAUCUUCAUUCCCUAGUCAUUCGUGGCGCAAGCAUGGUGCAGCAGUUCCCCAAUCUUACUGGAACUGUCCACCUGGAAAGUCUGACUUUAACAGGUACAAAGAUAAACAGCAUACCUAAUAAUUUGUGUCAAGAACAAAAGAUGCUUAGGACUUUGGACUUGUCUUACAACAAUAUAAGAGACCUUCCAAGUUUUAAUGGUUGCCAUGCUCUGGAAGAAAUUUCUUUACAGCGUAAUCAGAUCUACCAAAUAAAGGAAGGCACCUUUCAAGGCCUGUUAUCUCUAAGGAUUUUAGAUCUGAGUAGAAACCUGAUCCACGAAAUUCACAGUAGAGCUUUUGCCACACUUGGGCCAAUAACUAAUCUAGAUGUAAGUUUCAAUGAAUUAACUUCCUUUCCUACGGAAGGCCUGAAUGGGCUAAAUCAACUGAAACUUGUGGGGAACUUCAAGCUGAAAGAAGCUUUAGCAGCAAAAGACUUUGUUAACCUCAGGUCUUUAUCAGUACCAUAUGCUUAUCAGUGCUGUGCAUUUUGGGGUUGUGACUCUUAUGCAAAUUUAAACACAGAAGAUAAAAACCUCCAGGACCACAGUGUGGCACAGGAGAAAGGUACUGCUGAUGCAGCAAAUGUCACAAGCACUGUUGAAAAUGAAGAACAUAGUCAAAUAAUUAUCCACUGUACACCUUCAACAGGUGCUUUUAAGCCCUGUGAAUAUUUACUGGGAAGCUGGAUGAUUCGUCUUACUGUGUGGUUCAUUUUCUUGGUUGCAUUAUUUUUCAACCUGCUUGUCAUUUUAACAACAUUUGCAUCUUGUACAUCACUGCCUUCAUCCAAAUUGUUUAUAGGCUUGAUUUCUGUGUCUAACUUAUUCAUGGGAAUCUAUACGGGCAUCCUAACUUUUCUUGAUGCUGUGUCCUGGGGCAGAUUCGCUGAAUUUGGCAUUUGGUGGGAAACUGGCAGUGGCUGCGAAGUAGCUGGGUUUCUUGCAGUUUUCUCCUCAGAAAGUGCCAUAUUUUUAUUAAUGCUAGCAACUGUCGAAAGAAGCUUAUCUGCAAAAGAUGUAAUGAAAAAUGGGAAAAGCAAUCAUCUCAAACAGUUCCGGGUUGCUGCCCUUUUGGCUUUCCUAGGUGCUACAAUAGCAGGCUGUUUUCACCUUUUCCAUAGAGGGGAAUAUUCUGCAUCACCCCUUUGCUUGCCAUUUCCUACAGGAGAAACACCAUCAUUAGGAUUCACUGUAACCUUAGUACUGUUAAACUCACUAGCAUUUUUAUUAAUGGCCAUUAUGUACACUAAGCUGUACUGCAACUUGGAAAAAGAGGACCUCUCAGAAAACUCAGAAUCUAGCAUGAUUAAGCAUGUCGCUUGGCUAAUCUUCACCAAUUGCAUCUUUUUCUGCCCUGUUGCAUUUUUCUCAUUUGCACCAUUGAUCACUGCAAUCUCUAUCAGCCCUGAAAUAAUGAAGUCUGUUACUCUGAUAUUUUUUCCAUUGCCUGCUUGCCUGAAUCCAGUCCUGUAUGUUUUCUUCAACCCAAAGUUUAAAGAAGACUGGAAGUUACUGAAGCGACGUGUUACCAAGAAAAGUGGAUCAGUUUCAGUUUCCAUCAGUAGCCAAGGUGGUUGUCUGGAACAGGAUUUCUACUACGAUUGUGGCAUGUACUCACACUUGCAGGGAAACCUGACUAUUUGUGACUGCUGCGAAUCGUUUCUUUUAACAAAGCCAGUAUCAUGCAAACAUUUGAUAAAAUCACACAGCUGUCCAGCAUUGGCAGUGGCUUCUUGCCAAAGACCUGAGGGUUAUUGGUCUGACUGUGGCACACAGUCAGCCCACUCUGAUUAUGCAGAUGAAGAAGAUUCCUUUGUCUCAGACAGUUCUGACCAGGUACAGGCCUGUGGACGAGCCUGCUUCUACCAGAGUCGAGGAUUCCCUUUGGUGCGCUAUGCUUACAAUCUACCAAGAGUUAAAGACUGAACUCCUGUGUAUGUAACCGUUUCCUCUGUCAACCAAAAUCAGUGUUUAUAGAGUGAACCCUAUUCUAAUCUUUCAUCUGGGAAGCACUUCUGUAAUCACUGCCUGGUGUCACUUAGAAGAAGGAGAAGGUGGCAAUUUAUUUCUCAAAUCAGUCAUUUUCAAAGGACAGGUGCCUAAAUUAUAAAUUGGUGAAAAAUGCAAUGUCCAAGCAAUGUAUGGUCUGUUUGAAACAAAUGUAUGACUUGAAAAGGAUCGGAGGUGUAGUAUAGCAAUAUAAUGUUAGGUUUUUCUGAUCUAUAAAAAGCAAAUUUAUACCUAUUUAUGAAUUAAGCACAAGAUAAAGAACAGCUGUUAAUAUUUUUAAAAAAUAUAUUUUAAAAUGUGAUUUUCUAUAACUGAAGAAAAAGUCUUGCUAAUUUUACCUAAUGUUUCAUCAUUAAUCUUAGGACAACUUACUGCAGGCCCAAAAAAGGGACUGUCCCAGCCAGAACUGUGAGAGUAUACAUAGGCAUUACCUUACUAUGUUUUCAGUUGCCAUCUUAACAUAGGAGAAUCAUAAAUUUUGCUUUGUUGAUUUAUAAAUCUAAAACCUGAAGAUGUUUUUAAAACAAUAUUAACAGCUGUUAGGUUAAAAAAAAGUAGCUGGACAUUUGUUUUCAGUCAUUAUACAUUGCUUUGGUUCAAUCAGUAAUUUUUUCUUCAGUGUUUUGUGAUUAUACUACUAGAAAAAAAGUAAAAGGCUAAUUGCUGUGUGAGUUUAAUAGAUUUGGCUAAACUACUAACUAAUGUGGGGGUUUAAUAGUAUCUGAGGGAUUGGUGGCUCCAUGUAAUGUUUUCAUUAAUAAACACUUCCUAAUAUCAUUGGCUCUACUGAUAUUUUCCAAUUUGUUGGUUUGUCACCUAGUAAUAAUUUGGAUUAUAUAGAAAGUAAACUGUGGUCAAUACUUGCAUUUAAUUGGAAGAAAUGGGGAGUAAGUAUGACACAAAGUACUUAUGUUUAUUUCUUAUUGAGCUGGAUUCUCUUGAACCUAUGCUAUUAAAUGGAAACUUCCAUAUAUCUUCCCCAUACUAUUUUUUUUACAAAAAGCCUAUUCAGUAGUUCAGAGGUUGAACUCUGGUUAAACAAGAUAAUAUGUUAUUAAUAAAAAUAUAAGAAGAAGGAAUUAAAGCUUAGUCCUGUGUCUUUAAAAAUUAAAAAUUUUACUUGAUUCUCAUGUAUGGUCUUUAGACCUAUUACUGUGUGGAGUCUUAAGGUUAUAAUUGUUCAAUAUGUUUUUUGAACAAUGUGCUAAAUCAAUAGCAAACCCACUGCCAUAUUAGUUAUUCUGAAUAUACUAAAAAAAUUCAGCUAGAUUGCAGUUUAAUAAUUAAACUGUACAUACUGUGCAUAUAAUGAAUUUUUAUCUUAUGUAAAUUAUUUUUAGAACACAAGUUGGGAAAUGUGGCUUCUGUUCAUUUCGUUUAAAGCUACCUCCUAAACUAUAGUGGCUGCCAGUAGCAGAAUGUUAAAUUGUGGUUUAUAUACUUUUUGCAUUGUAAAUAGUCUUUGUUGUACAUUGUCAGUGUAAUAAAAACAGAAUCUUUGUAUAUCAAAAUCAUGUAGUUUGUAUAAAAUGUGGGAAGGAUUUAUAUACAGUGUGUUGUAAUUUUGUAAGGCCAACUAUUUACGAGUUUUAAAAAUUGCUAUCAUAUUUGUAUAUUUACACAUCUGAUAAAUGUUAAAUCAUAACAUGGUAAGAAACUCCUAAUUAAAAGGUUUUUUUCCCACAAUUCAAAUUAUUGAAAAUUUUUCAUUUUAUUCAUUUUAAAACUAGAAUAACAGAUACAUAAAAUGUGUUAAUCUUUGUGCUAUAUAUGGUAUGAAAUACAAUAUUGUACUCAGUGUUUUGAAAUAUUAAAGUUUCUAGAAAGCAA
Messenger RNA from Sapajus apella (tufted capuchin), 5968 nucleotides. It is a transcript of the gene LGR4, whose product is annotated as leucine rich repeat containing G protein-coupled receptor 4. Gene Ontology annotation, cellular component: plasma membrane. Gene Ontology annotation, molecular function: protein-hormone receptor activity; G protein-coupled receptor activity; protein binding. The transcript has 18 exons. Gene Ontology annotation, biological process: G protein-coupled receptor signaling pathway. NCBI's taxonomy places the organism in Eukaryota, Metazoa, Chordata, Mammalia, Primates, Cebidae. Bases 1232 to 4054 code for a protein of 940 amino acids. The record is from RefSeq and is a predicted model, not a curated record.